Messenger RNA from Hypomesus transpacificus, 1964 nucleotides. RefSeq names its product calcium and integrin binding family member 2 (gene cib2). The coding region runs from base 549 to 1112 and encodes 187 amino acids. The transcript is spliced from 6 exons. The record is from RefSeq and is a predicted model, not a curated record. Gene Ontology annotation, molecular function: calcium ion binding. Lineage: Eukaryota; Metazoa; Chordata; Actinopteri; Osmeriformes; Osmeridae.
UUGCCAAUCCAGAGAGUCAUGCAUCGUGUGAUACAACACCCGGUCUGCCCGUGCCUAAAACCGCCCCUGCUGUAACGCUAGAUGGUUUCAAACCACGAAGAGACAUUAUUGCACGUUUGGGGUAGCCUAUGUAAGACGGUUGCUACCUUCUGGUAGUAACCUAGGCUAUGACACAAGUAGCGCAUGUUCGUGGUGGUGGACCACUCUUAAGUAGCUUACAGUCGUGGCAGUGGACAGCAGCCGUUGCUGAAAAAAAGACCUAGGCAUCAGCGACUCGACUGCAAUGGACCUCGUACUUCCAGCUAUUCAACAGUAUAUUCACUUUCUAUUAUUACUUUUUAAAUAGGCUGUAGGCCUAUAUGGAGCAUAUUUUUCGUGAACGCACCAACUGUUGGAGGACUUGAAAGUCAGUCGACUCAGAAAUUGUAUGCGAAGUCUUUUCUUGACUGACCACGCGUUGUAUAAAUGCCCUAAAUGCCUAGAAUUGAGAAAACGCAUCGAACUUCAGAUGUAAUGAAUCUAUUUAAGAGGAAAAUUACUCGGCUAAGAUGGGUAACAAGCAAACGAUAUUUACUGAUGAACAGCUCGAUGCUUACCAGGAUUGCACUUUCUUCACACGCAAAGAAAUCCUUCGGUUACAUGGCAGAUACCAUGAACUGGCCCCACAUCUAGUACCAAUGGACUACACCAAUGACCCUGAUGUCAAAGUACCGUUAGCGCUGAUAGUAGCAAUGCCAGAGUUAAAUGAGAACCCUUUCCGGAACAGGAUUGUGGAGUCUUUCUCAGAGGAUGGCCUGGGGAACCUCAGCUUUAAUGAUUUUGUUGACAUGUUUUCUGUCCUUAGUGAAAUGGCUCCUAGAGAGCUGAAGGCCAUAUAUGCCUUCAAAAUAUAUGAUUUCAAUGUGGACAAUUUUCUGUGCAAAGAGGACCUUGAGAAGACUCUAAACAAGCUGACACGGGAGGAGUUGACCCCUGAAGAGGUCAACCUGGUGUGUGAGAAGGCCAUCGAAGAGGCUGAUCUGGACGGGGACAGCAAGCUCUCCUUCGCAGACUUUGAGAACAUGAUUACUAGGGCUCCUGACUUUUUAAGCACCUUCCACAUUCGAAUCUGAGAGGACUAAAUGGAAAGGUUCAGAGGUCGGUAUCAUGGUGAAGACCCUUAAAGCUGAGUAGCAGGAUCUUAACCACACCUAGACCGCAUCCUAACCACAGCACAGUGCCUGUCUCUAACAUGUCAGAAGAUUUCUCGCUCUGUCUGCAGUGAUGUCUGCUGAAUUUGGGAAGAUCAGGCUGGGUUCUCAGGAUCCUGGACCUCUUUCUGCUGACACUUUUGUUCCUAUAUUAUGGAGCACAAUUUGCUUCGUGUUUUAAUCCAGUAAACCUCAUUUGGAUGAAAAAUCUUAAACUGAUGGGGAGCAGGUUUUUUUUUUUUUUUAAGAGAGGAACAGGACAUCAACAUAAGGGGUUUUGGAUACUGUAGCCUCCCUCACCCACCUCUCUGAGGACUUAUCUGCAGAUCUGAGACUGCACAAGAAGGACCUGUGCAUUCUGUUCUAUAUUGUGUUGCACAUUAGACACCCUUAUGAUGACUUCCCUUCGCAGCCUUCUAGAGACAGACUGAAAAACAUACCUACUGUGCAUUAAGGCAAAGCUAGAGGAAACAGAGACAAUUGAAAGCGCAGCACUGGCACCAUCUUCACCCAUAGAACACAUAGACAGUGUUUUAUACUAGCUAUGCAAUAUUUGUUCUUUAGACGCAUGAACUUGAUUGUGUUUUUCCUGCGAUAGGUUGCUUUAGAUAUUUCAGGUUUUGUUAUUGCUUUAGGAACUGGAGCAUGAUGACAAUCAUAUCUUACUGUUCUCCAGUUGAAUAAAGGGCUCUGUCAUCUCGACUGCAUCUGGUUAGCCUCUACCAGUCACCUCAUAUAUUUAUACUGUGUUCAAAUAGAUCUUUCCUGUCUUAU